Messenger RNA from Rhopilema esculentum, 11359 nucleotides. The record is from RefSeq and is a predicted model, not a curated record. NCBI's taxonomy places the organism in Eukaryota, Metazoa, Cnidaria, Scyphozoa, Rhizostomeae, Rhizostomatidae.
AACUCAUCAUAUAAGGCGCACGAAUUGAGGCCAAUAAAAUAAUUGGAAACGAAAACUGAAAGUUCUAUUGUGCCAUAACUUGGUAUCACGUAUUACUAUUUUUAACAUUUUAUUUGUUUAUUUUAACAUCAAUAGGCAUUGUUAUAGGUAUACUUAUGUAAAGGCGUGAUUUGAGACUAUUUCAACACGAGAUAUCAAAAUAUUGAAGUUAACUUUGAGUUAAUUUGAUAUUUUGAAUUAUACCGUGCUUAUGUUUUACUGGACCAUUUGAAUUUAACGGAAAUGAUUCCACAUGACCUGGGCAAUAUUGAUAGUAAAAUAGACAUAUUAAAUCGAACCGACCGCUAACCAGUUCACCACAACUAAAUGGUUUGCACAGAAACGAUUUAAUCAGUUGACAGAUGUUGUUAUAACACUCCGUUGCACAUGCAAGAUUUACAAUGCUCGUUUUCAACCCCAACCGACGAUGUCCAAACUUGGUUUUCAACAUUAAAUAGCCACUGGUUACGUAAAAUUUCUUUGUAGUUUGGAAGUCGGCGAUUCACUUAAGUAUUAAGCCAAUUUCGUACUGAUAACAUGACACAGAAAAAAUAAGCCAUCGUGUAAUAGGAAAAAAUUGUCCGUCUGAUGAUGGCUCAGAUUCUUUGUUUACAAAGAAUGAACCAACUUUUCUGAAUAAAAUAACCGAAUAAUCGGGUUUAAAACAGAAUGGAAAGGCAGUCAAGGCUAUAACUGUUUUAUUCAGAACAAAUCAUUUGUUCACUGGAACUAAUAAAUUUGAAUAUUAGUCUUUUUAUCCAUAUUCAUUUUCUUAACAUAGUUAUCGCUAUAAAACAGUUUCAGAUUUUUUUUGCAAAACUCGAAGCUUUUUAUAUUUAAAUUCUACUUUAUAAUCCAAUUCAUCCAGAAAUUCAAGCUUAUAAUCCUUUUUAUAAAAAUUUUGAAUGAAACUUUUUGUAUAAAGUUUAUAAGAACGUAUUGCUAGAUUAUGCUAAGAAAAUUAAUUUUAUACCUUUGCAUUCUUGUUACACUUAGAAAAAGCUGAAUUGCACUAGCAAGCAAAUUUUUAUUACAUUUAAUAUGCAAAAUAGAUGUAACAUGUAUAUAUAUAUAUAAUAUAUAUUUUAUUCUUAUUUAUAUAUUGCAUUUCCAGAAAGUAUGCACUAGCCAACCAAAGACGAGGCCUAGGUUUUCAGCUCAUUGAUUAAAGUAGAAUUUUUGUUGUCAUUUGAUUUUCAUCAUCUAAACCAAAGCCUUUCAUAGCUUAUUAGAAAGAUUACAGAUUGAAGUGGCUAUUUUACCUUUGCUAGGUAUUAGUAUUGUUAGAUGAUAAUAUUACUAGGUAUAAAUAUUGCUAGGUAUCAAUAUUGUUAGGUAUUAAUAUUUCUAGGUAUUAAUAUUUCUAGGUAUUAAUAUUUCUAGGUAUUAAUAUUGCUAGGUAUUAAUAUUGCUAGGUAUUAAUAUUGCUAGAUUUUAGUACUGAUAGGUGUUAAAACAAGAACCCCUUUUUGAUUGUUAUAUGAGCAAACAAUGGUUGCUUUUGAUAAAAAAUAGAAAUAAAAGGUUCAGAAGAUACAUCAAUUAUUAAUAAAUAAUGCUAAUACGAAAAAAUAUAUAUUUGACUUGAACCAUCUUUUUUAUUUAAAGUUAAAUUUAGCUUUGUCAUAUUGAAUAUAAUUAAAUAACAACAACAGAUCCAGACUACUAUUAUAUCACCCUGUUCCAAUGUUUGUAUUUAAACAAUUGGAUCCAGAUUACUAUUAUAUGACCCUGUUCCAAUGUUUGUAUUUCAACAAUUGGAAAAUAAUGAAAUCAGGUGUUCAUUCAUUGAGCAGACGACUUGGUAGUUGACACAAGUCUAGAGUCUUCUUCAGUGAUUGUGCUGGUUGGUUUCAUUUAAUUUUCUCUGAUUCUUGCAUCAGCACCAUCUUGUAAUUUAAUUGCCUUUUAUUUAAAACAUUUAUAUGUCAUCAAGCUAAAGUACCAUGGAAGAUUUUAAGAAUUUGUCAAUGUUUCAACAUAAUUCUAAAGCAUUUAAAAUCUUUUUUGAAACUUAUAUUCACAUGAACACACCAAUCUUAUGACCCAUGGUGGCCUAGUAAUUAUCAGAGUUGAAUUGAAAGCUGAUUGAUUUUAUUUCAUAUUCAUCAGUAUGUAAGUAAUUUACCCUCUGUUGUCACAAAUACCCAGCUGUGUUAAAACAAAUACAGUAUUGAUCAGUGUUUACAGGAUGUAGGAGUCAUGCUGAGCACAUGUAUGUAUAGAGCUCAAUCUUUAUCAAUAAGUAAUCUUUCUUAUCAAAGCCAUGGUUUUAUCAUGUGGGGUUGUGGGGAUGAAAUCAUUGAGCAAAGAUUAAUUUAAACAAAUUGAAGUGAUUGGGUAUGCAAACAAAAAUAUGUCAGGAUUACUUAACAAACCUGUAUGGUUUGCAGGUUUUACUUAUAGGAUCUUAUGAGAUUGCAGGUUGACCUAUUCAUAGCAAAAUGGAUAUUGAAAUUCAAGAUUGAAGAUCAGUCAGAAAUUUUGUAUUAUGCUGUAAAAUUUCUAAUGUUUGAUUCAGGCAAAUGGCAGCUUUUAGGCUCACAGUGUUAAUCUAGAAGUUAAUUCAGGAAUGUCUUCUGUUGAAUUUUUCUUCAUGCCCAGAUUAAACAGCAGAUCUUCGUUUUUUCUAUAAGAAUCACAAUGCCUUUUUCCAUUUAUCAGAUUUCUUGAUUUUCUGUGACAACGUUUUCUAGUUAUUAUCUUUUGUAAUUAUCUUCUUUUCCAAUUCUUUCGAAACAUUCUUUAUUAGUAAUUAGCUGUUAGUCAUGUUUCAGUGACUGAAAGAAAGGCACAAAUCUUGAAAGCAACCAUUCUUUCUGAAAAUAAUUCCUUUCUGUAGGUUCCAUAUAUACAUCUAAUUUGUCAAUUAAGUCAAGUCAAAAAGCCUGGAUCCUAAAUAAGAAGCAUUUUCGUUCUUAGUUCAUUUUUCUCUUGGAACAAAGUAAAAUGAUCUUGAAAUCUCAUUUUGAUUUUUCUUCAAGACAUAAUACAAUUUUUGUUGGAAAUUCAAUCAUUAGAUUAAGUAUCUGGGGAAGGAUACCAGUUUUUUAGUUUUUAGAAACUUCAAUUCUCUGUUGUGGAACAUCAUAUUACAUUUAAUGAUAUGGAGUUGACUAAAGAUUGGCUAAAAUCUCAUCUGAUUAUCAAACAGGUGUGAUCAAACAAAUAUAUACCAAUAGAACAAUCUCCAAGUAAUGGAUUUUUUUUACUAACCUGAUUUUUGAUUGUCAAAAGAUUUGUGUUGGGGCACGAAACAAUGAUUUUUCUUGAUUUCAUGUUUAAUAACACCUCUUUGGAUACUUUUGAAGUCAUUUGAUGCCAAUAUCCAUGGGUUGAUUAAUGAAAAGUUACUGUUUACUGGUCUGUCAUAAAGUGAUCUUGGUUUUAUAGGCAGAGCUAUACAGGCUUUUGGUGAAUCAAACAGGACAGUUCUAAGUUGCUACUUUGAGUUUCAUGUUUAACAAGAUCAUCAGGCAACUGCUGAAUAAAUGUCAGAUUUAUUUUUCAAGAGCAGAUGUUUUAGUUAUCUGGUUUCUAAAUCAAUAGUGAUUUUUCCUUAAGUAUUUGAUUUGUUGAGAGGAAGUUUGUUCUAGAACCUUGGUACUGAUUGCAUAGAAAAUUCGAGAAGCCGUUAUUGACUGAUUAAGCCCAGUUUGAUACAAGGAAUCUUUUCUGCUGUUUAAGGAGAUGAUUCAAAAUGUUGUAUGAAUUAAUAAAAGUACAUUGUCACUUCUCCUUCUUUGCAUUACCAUAGUUUUUGUGAUAUAAUCUCUAAAUUUAGCACAUUUGACUCAGGGACAUCGAAACAAGGGGUCGCUAGGGGCACAUGUCAUCAGAACAAGGGUUUGCCAGGGUUUAUUAUGAAAUAGAACUGCAAUUUGUAGUUUGUAUAAUUUUUCUCACACUUUCAUGUCAUGUACUCUAGUUCCGUAUUCAAUACAAAGGUUUAAAUUAUCGAGACAGACCAAGGAUAAUAAUGAGCCAAAAUCACAUAUUUCUUGUAAAAGGAAACGUUAUGAGUACUUUCAGUGGACGAGAUGUAACAGGAAGCGGAGACAACUUUCUUAUCAUUGCUUAUUAUAAGCCAGAACGACUUUUUUGAAAAUCGUCAACCCGCCUUCCUCGACUAUAAUAUCGAUAAUUUCGCCACUCUUUACCUCUAAUUGCGUGCAGUUGAACGCCAUAGGCGAGUUAAUGACUCUUUAUUAAAUGCAUUCUGUAGUUAAGGUUAAUAUAUCCUAUUUUGCUAAGUCAAAUCUCAGAAUUUAGCCUGUUAAAUUUUCUUUGACUCCAUCACAAACUGUAAAAGCCAGACCGAAUACAACGGAAUCAAUUUGCAAGUGAGUCGUGACAUGGAACUUUUCACAAGUUCCUCAAACGCUAAAUUUAUAAUAGACUUAUGUCCAUCCUCGUAAAUUACACAUUUAAUUCAUUAUACUCAAUCUUUAAGUGCCCCUUUCAUGUCGCUCUGAGUAAAUAGGUUUCUUUCGUAUUUUAAUUUCGUGUUGCUUGUGUCUGUUUGUCCAGUGGCAAGUCUGACCUUUUGUUUCGCCAGAGCAUUUAAAGUUUUAAUCUCUGUUUGUUUAGAAUAGGCCAUUGAACAAAAUUUUGGCAACUCACUGCGCGGUGCGCAUUCACGAUCUCGGAAACAAACUAAGGAUCAAUAAGUUAUUUUAUUUCUGUAAACUACUUCUCAGUUUGUCGGUGGAAACGUUUCCUAUAUGCCCGGUAAGAUACACAUUAUAAACUCUGUAAGCCCACAUGCUUAGUUUAAAUAAUAGGCAACAGGUAGUUCGCAGUGCAAGAAAUACGCGGAACAUGAUCCAUGGAAUUGAUUUGACUUCUCUUAGAAAUAUUUAUUUACUUUUUCAUUUUACGUUAUAUAGGAUGUUUCAAAGAAAUAAAAAGACUUGCAUAUGAGAAGAUCGAUGUAUUGUUUGUUCCUUAUUCGGCACGAUAUUGUAUUUACCACAAAUUAUUCCAAUGUUUGCUAUUUUCGUUAUCUGUGGGUAUUCACUUCAGAAAUAAUGUACGAUCGAUUGUGGAAAGCAUUGUAGAAUCUUGUCGAACUUCAACCGAUUUCAAUCAAAAGGGGAUUGUGUGGUGUUUGCUGCGUUAUAUAGGAUUAUUGUUAAAUAUGAUCUAAAUACGAAGUUGGAAAUUGCUUAUGACUGUAAGUAGGUAGAAGUGUGGGUAGUUUUGUUUGCAUCCUGAGGAAGCAGUCGAGAAAAACUAUUUCAAACCAAAUGUCAUUAUGAGAUUUUUGAAUUCUGAAGUCCUGUUUUUGCUAGUUUAGACAACUUGAAACCGAGGGACCAAUUUUAUUAGCGUUUGUCAAUGUAAUUAGAAAGGAAAUUGCUUUUUGAUGUUUAACUGCUUUAAACGGUUUGCUCGUUUCGUUUGUUUAGCAACAAACUUGUUUGAAGUGUUUAGAAUACAAUUAAGUUUGAACAAGACCAGUGUGUAUAAUGAAGCUCUAAGCCUUGCAAAGAGCCGAAGUUUGUCUUAAAUUCAAUUUCAGCUCUGUAGUUCAAUUCUGUCGCGAAUUUAUGUGCGUCAGCUGAAUUUCUUUGUAGAAUAAAAGUGGCUUUUCCUCAUGCGUAACUUUCUUGUCGUUAUCAUAUAAAUUCCUGUUUAUCGAAUGAUGAAAAUACAGGUUUUCGAAUAACGAAAAUCUUUUGCUUUUAAACUAUACACGGGGAAUCUAAAUCGAACCAGUGAACUUUCUGGCUUGGGUUUACGUCUUAUUUCUUUGGUUUUUUCAGCUCUGUGAAUUUCUCUAAUUUCGAGAGUAAAAAUGAAAUGUUAACUUCUUUGUCUUCCUAAAAACUGUUUGCAUUAAUUCAAUAAUCUAACAUUUUGGGAAAUAUGGGACUGCACUGUCCGUAAGAGCAACAUUUCCCCUGAACUAAGCCUUCCCCUGUGUCUUCAAAGUAAUUCAGAAGUAUCUUUUGUAAUAAAGAGACCUUAAUCUAAUAUAAUAUAAGCAAUAUAAUAUCUUUGAUAUUGCUCCAAAAGAUCCCUUUCCCGGCCAAACGGUCCCUAUAGGUAAGCCGUACAUAUCCUCGUCUUGCAAGUUUCUGCGUUGAAAACGUGAAAAUCCACCGUAUUCUGAAAACCAUUCUCAAGCACACUGUUUAAAAUUUAUGGAUAAACCUUUUCUAAAGGAGAAGAAAUGAGGGAUAAGUGUUUGUUUCUUUCCAAUUAUUAAAGCUUAGCGCCAAAAUGGCUGAAGCUUUGUUGUAUGAAUUUUUCAUUUCCAGUCCUACAGAUUCGACAGUUCUUUGGUUAGAAAUAGAAGCAGCUUUAUUUUGGGUUGUAUAUAGUUUAUUUGAAAGGGAUUUUCUAUUUUAAAGGAAAGGAUAUUAUUAAUUUAUAAAACACAAAAAGGAUAAAGGUUCAGCUUUGCGGUGCCUAAAGACCCUGGUUUUCAUUUACGAGUCGCCGACUGGAUGGUGGCCUAAGUUGUCUGGGUCAACAUGCAGUUGAGAUGAGUAGUCAAUGUUCUUCCAAAAAGGCGUUGAAAUUUUGAUUAUGCUUGCACAGCUCGGUAGGCAAAGGAGCAGAGAUCGAGAAACAUAGUGAUUUUACGGUCAAAAACUGUCUAGAAGGUCAAUGAAAACAGAUGAAAUUGAAAAGCCAAAUCCAAACCCCGCUUUAUUUUCUUUGUUUUAUGAGGAAGUAAUCCAGAAUUUUAAAGUAAUGUCCGGAAGAAGGAUGAAUACUUUCCUGGACUCCGACUGUAAAUACAGGAAGACUCUGUUGUAGUGUUUUUUAACCUGGUUUGGUUUUCAAUAUCCGUUUCUAGCUUGAAGCAUCUUCUCUAGUCCCCAUACUAUUGAAUAAAAGGGUGCUACCAUAAUGUUUUCGAUAGAGUUGGUUGUAUUGAAAACUUUGCUCUAAAACUAAUGGCGGGGCUAUUUCACAGUAUUGUGGUGUAAGUUUCUCGCAGAGUUUCUUGACUGCUCCGUAAAGUCUUAAGUAUUUUAUGUGGAAUACGAGCAGUUUUUUAGCUGGCAGAAUGCUUACAUUUUUUAUGAUAGUCAUUCUCUUCCAAAAUAGUAAUUGAUUUUUUAUGUUUGCUUAUAAGUGUUUGAAAGCGCCCCAAAAAAUAGAAUGUUGAAGAAAGAACUUAUUGAAAAUUUCUUAAAUUCUAAUUUACCUCCUAAUUUUUGAAGAAAAGAAUUUUGAUUUUAAUAGGAAAUCUUUCAAGUUGGUUUUUCAAAUAUUAUAUAUUACAAUAAUCACCUUUAGUUGCAAACUCCUAAUUUACAAGGAGAUAUAGCUUGUUUUUCCUAAACUAAACAAUCUAUACUUUCAUUUGGCGAUUUCUCACCAUCUCGUGGCCUAAGUUGUUAUGUUUUCCCAUGGCCUUGCAAAUCCAAGUUAUAGUCAAUUUUAAAUAUAAAACUCUUCAGCAUCUAUUCACACUCCAUUCUACGUUCGCUCUUCGCACAAAAAUUAUGGUAAUUUGGCGCUGGUAAUUAAAAAUUCAAACCUUUCUGAACUUUAGAAUGUAAUAUUAUUUGGAGGAAGGUCGGUCUUUAUCACACCGUCAAAGACCUUGAAACAAUAAAAAACCGCAUUUGAUGACCUACUUUUGAAACAAUUAACCCACUAAGGCUGAGUUGUUUAUAAUUAAUACAAUUAAAAAUCUGCAAAUAAUUAUCCACUUUCAUUAAAGAUGAAUGAUUUCUUGGCUUGGUAUAUGUUUGUGAAUAUAGAUUUAUUGUAAUUUUUCUCAAAGAGUUCUGAUCUUUCAUUCACUGUAAUUCUCCAUGUUUUCAUUUUGCAGAUUAGCGGAGCCUAUUUGCCCGACUAACUGCGUCCUUAACAUUUGCAGACACUGCAGAUAUGGUGUUUCUGUUUAAUAUCUUGAAAAAUGGCUAAUGGCCCUGUCAACCCGAAGCUGCAUAAGGAUCUGCUCUUAGCUUGUGGCUGGGGCAAAGAAAUCGACGUUGUUUUGCUGCUUCAACAAGGUGCGAGUGUCAAAGUCCAAGAUCAGAAUGGCCGAAACUGCCUACAUUAUGCUGCAUCAAAAGGUCAUACCAAUAUUGUGGAAAUACUUUUGCUGAAAAAGUGCAACGCCAAUGCCAAAGAUAAGUAUGGAUCUACGCCUUUGCAUCAGGCCGCUGUGAAUGGCCAUACAGAGUGCGUAGCCACCUUGAUUGAAGGAGGCGCUGAUGUCAAUUUUCAAGAUGAAACUGGCAACACUCCUCUUCAUAUCGCAAUUCAAAACAGUCAUAUUGAUGCUGUCAAAACUCUUCUUGCCUUGGAAGCAGAUAUAAACAUCCAAAAUCAUGAUGGUGAUACACCUUUGCAUUUGUGUGCGGAACACGGAGACAAGAAAAUUGCAAAGUUGUUGCUUGAAAGUGGUCAGCCAUUUGAGCCCAGUCUCAAUAAUGUUGGUGACUCACCCAAAGACAUCGCGGUUCAGUUAGGAAACAAGGAGGUGGCUGACCUUAUACCGACCCCGAUGAUUUCAAGAAAACAGACUAAGAAAAGUGAAAUUCCUGGAUCGCCUAAGCGCCCGCCAAAACAACGAGUGUCGUCGGCGAAGGCGAAACAGGCUGUCAGCAAGGAGACUGGCAACUCAGAUUCGCUAGAAAGACCUGUUCAAGUUGUUGUGCAGCCUCCGUCGGUUGAUAACUUAGCUGCUACAGAUACAUGUUCAAGUUUGUCUAGUUUGUGGCUGCCAGUGCCUGACUCGGGAGGCCAUCUGCCUAUGGAUGUUUAUUGGCAGAAAAAUAUGUCGCCAAGUCCAGAAAGACGGGGAAAGAACUUUGAGAACAUAACUGACCUGAACGCGUUGAAGGAAAUAAAAAAGUCUGACCAUCACAGCCAAAGUGACGGAAGUACAGGUGGCGUUCGGUCCCCAAGAUACCAAAUUAGGAAAAAGAGGCGGAAGUACACAACAGGCCAUGCGAGUAGCAAGCACAAAGGCAAAGACGAUUUCGAAGAUGAUAAUUACAAAAAUGAGAAGGAAUCGCGGACGAUAAAAGACCCAAAAACGUCCAAGCUUUUCAAGAAGAAAAAACAAGCAUCAGCCAAAAUGGUGUCAUCGAAAAAGUUAAAAAGGGUGCUAGAGCAAGGGGAAGAUGAAAUAAGCCUGACUUCGCCAAAGAGUUUUGAAAAGUCAGAGACUGCUGACACCAUCCCAAGUCCACGCGUUAAGGGUCGAGCUGAGAUUAGAAUGGCUGCAGUUACGCAGCUGAAGGAGACUCCAAAAGGAAACGGAGCCAUACAAUUGGAUCAGCUGAGCUUGGAGGAACAGAUUCAAUACAAAAAAGGGUUGAGGGAAUUUCUGAAGGAUUCCCUUGCCUCUCGUAAAAGCCCAGCCAAUACGGAUGAAGGAUCAUCCUCAAAAACGGGAACUCUUGAGCAUAAAAAAGGGAAAGACAGCAGGCUAGGGCAUGCAGAACUAAAGGAGCACAUGAAAUUGACAGAAAAGGAUAUCGAUGCUUUAUUAAAGAAGGAGAUUUUAGGGACAGGGAAAGAAAGCAAAAAUCCAACGAAAAGAAGUAAAGAUCCUAAAAAGUCACAAAAGAAAAGCAAGAAAGCAGUAUAUGGGUCUGAAGAUGAUGACGACGAGGAUAUUGUUGUUAUCAGGCUAGAUCCGAAGCUAGAAAUGCCGAAGAAAUCGAAACGUUCUAAGGAAAGGAGGACUUUGGAAAACGGAGUUCGUACGAAAGAAGACGAUUCGUUUUUUAGAGAUGAGAAAGACAGGCACACAGAAAGCAGAACUUCUAAAGGAGAUACGUUAGAAAGAAAACAUGACAGAAGCUCUUCAAAAAAGGAAACUCCAGAGAAAAAAUUGGAUAAAUCCAAACGAGAGGAGAGCAAGGGCACUCUAAAGCGAGAAAAGAAGCAGGAAAAUAAAGAAUGGCCUAAAUUCGAAGUGCUUAUGGAUGAGACGUGUGGAAAAGAGGCUGGGCCAAGCGGAGCCACUUCGCCAAAACUGCGACCUGCCCAUCAUGAAACCGACAAAGGACACCGCACCCAUAGGAGGUCACGCAGCCCGGAUUUCCCUUCGAAAGAAGCAACUUUUGAGAAGAUCCAUAAAUUAGAGAAACGAUUUAAGCAUUUUCUACAAUUAACUACAGAAAAACUCGAUGAACAAAAGGAAAUAGAUAGUAAGCAUUAUAGCGAGCUGAAAAAUGAUAUUUCAAGCAUGGAAAGGAAUUUGGAAAGGACUACUCGAAAUAGCGCUCUUGAAAUGAUAGAAACGGUUACAAAGGAGCUUGAUUGCUCAAUGAAAAAAUGGACCAAAGCUUUACGUAGUAUUAAACGAGAAGGAAAAAGUUCUGAAUGGACUAGCGAUGCUUCGUCAGAUCUUGGUCGAAUUUCGCAAAAUAGAAAAUAUGUCGUCACGUCGGCUAUAGUAACAAGAUCUCCGCGAGAUUCCGAGGCAGACAAAUCUUCAACCCUUGAACGGCGCAAGGGUUUAAGCAACACUAAUAAAAAGGCCAAUGGCCACGUAAUAAUGGAGACUGCGGAGGAGGAAACACCCGCAACGGAGCAGAGUUUAUCUGAAUGUGCGAAGGAGGAAAAAAGUGUUGUGAGCAAAGAUGGCGACGCGGAAAGUAGUUUUGCAGGACACAAAGAAGGACGAGCUGCUCCGCAAGGACGUUCGGACGAGUCUUCUCCUAGCCUGCUAAGUAGGCAUCCAGGAGAUGGGGAUCAUAUGAGCCUCGAAAAGUGGUAUCAGGAACAGUUGAAAGAGGCUGAAGAAAGAUGGCGGCUAAAAGCAGAGUCAGAUCAGCAGGCGCUGCGAAAUCGAAUAAAAGAACUGGAAGAUGUCCUUUUCCAGUUUACUGGAACGCAUAACACGAUGGUGUAGGGUUACAAGAUCUAGGCACCCUGUGGUUAACCCGGUGGAAAGCUUUGAAACUGUUGGCUUUGGUUGGAAAGUGCUCCUAUUUUGUGAGGUUGUUUGUACCUGGUACAGUUUCAUUUUUCGAGAAACCUCUUCCGAAUCUGCGGACAGAAUUUGAAACGGUAAACAAACAGACAUGCGAGCAUUGGAGUUUUUAAACAUUGCAAGAAGUCCCUUCUAGCUUCUUCAUGCUCAAUGUCCAUGUUAGGUGGGUGAUGGACAAUAGUAGCAUUGAAUGCUUUUGUAUAUGAAAGGGCCAACCUCAGCAAUCCCAGGGUCAAAAUAUGACAGAAUUUGGCCGUCAGUUCCCUCUGCUUUAUUUACAAAGUACCCCAGCACCUUUCUGUUUAUAUUUAGUUUUCCAGACAUGAUGCUCCCUUGGGUUUUACUAGAUUUACAACAUCGUUUCAUUCAUAUGCAAAUCGCAGUUUAGGAAAAGUU